CAAAAUUUAAAGAGGAGAGAGAAAAGGCCAGCGCUGCCACAGAGUAACCCACGUUUACUGAACAGGUCGUGUGAAAACCUGGACACAAUGGCUCAGUUUGGGUUUGAGAACGACAUCCACAGCAUCCUGAAGCUGGAUAUGCCCAUCACAAACGCUCCCAUGGCGAGGUGGCAGAGAAAGGCCAGCUCAUCUAACACAUCCGCCCUGAGCGGGUUGUCGCCCGGCAAAUCGACCAAUGUGUCGCUGAGCUCAUCAAAAACACCGAGCAAAACGCCAGGUAAAAAUAAAAAACAAACGCCCUCUAAGAUGGGGGGUGACCGCUUCAUUCCCACCAGAAACAGCAAACAAAUGGAUGUGGCAAGCUUCCUGCUCACAAAGGAGAAUGAGCCUGUGGACACAAAUAAUACAGCAGGGGCAUCAGAAAGCCAGAAAGCCUGGUCUAUGUCACUAAAUGGAUACAACAUUGAAGAUGCGAAGAUCCUGCACCUUGGAGGACAGCCACUGAAUGCACCAGAAGGCUAUCAAAACAACUUGAAAGUCCUCUACAGUCAGGCUACAACUCCUGCCUCUGUCAAAAAGACAAGAUACAUUUCUUCAACUCCUGACAGAAUCUUGGACGCUCCUGAACUUAGAAAUGAUUUUUAUUUGAAUCUGCUUGACUGGAGCAGUCGCAAUGUUCUCGCUGUGGCGCUUCAUAACAGUGUUUACCUGUGGGAUGCCAGUCGAGGAGACAUCACCCUUCUCAUGAAGCUGGAGCGUGAGGAAGACUACAUCUGCUCACUGUCCUGGACCAAAGAGGGAAGCUACCUAGCUAUCGGCACCAGUGACUGCAAAGUCCAGUUGUGGGAUGUUGAAAACCAGAAGCGUUUACGCAGCAUGGGAAGCCAUACUGCUCGAAUUGGUAGCCUGAGCUGGAAUGACCAUCUUCUUUCCAGUGGCUCGAGAUCAGGGCACAUCCACCAUCAUGAUGUCAGGGUUGCAGAGCAUCACAUCUCCACGAUCACUGGUCACUCACAGGAGGUGUGUGGGCUAAAGUGGUCCCCUGACGGGCGAUACCUGGCCAGUGGAGGCAAUGACAACUUGGUGUGCGUAUGGCCCCGUGUUCAGGAGGGCAGUGGCAGCAACAGCAACCAGUCAGUUCGCUGCUGGAGUGAACAUCAAGGAGCUGUCAAGGCUUUGGCCUGGUGCCCUUGGCAGCCAAAUAUUCUCGCAUCUGGAGGUGGUACCAGUGACCGUCACAUCCGCAUCUGGAAUGUGAACAGUGGCUCCUGCAUAAGUUCCCUUGACACUCAGUCCCAGAUCUCAUCUCUAGUGUUUGCACCCAACUACAAGGAGCUGGUCUCUGCACAUGGCUAUGCCCACAACAAUGUCGUCAUCUGGAAGUACCCCUCUCUCACCAGAGUUGCAGAGCUCAACGGCCACGAAGACCGGGUUCUCAGUUUGACUCUGAGCCCAGACUUCUCUUCCAUUGCGACUGUUGCUGGAGACGAGACUAUUCGUCUGUGGAAGAGCUUCGAAGUGGAUCCCAUUAAGAAGAAGGCCAAAGAAAGGGUCAAAUCAACUAGCAGUGUCAUUAAUCAGUCGAUCCGAUAAUCUGUCUUGACAUUUGAGGUUUUUUUUGAUCUAUGAUGAAUGAAUUAUGUGAAAAUGUUUUAUUUAAUCCACAAUAAAGAUUUACGCCCAGUGUCUUAGCCUUAACUGGCAACCACUCCUGUUGGUAGUGUAAUGGGUUGUUAGUCUCACUUGUUUGUACAGGUCUAAAGUACAAGUGAGUGUUUGCUUUUAAGCAGUGAUGGUUUUAGUGCAUUUAUGACCAUGUCUUUUAUUAUCUGAUCAAUGCAUUGUAUACACAGGACUGGGUUAUAAAUAAAUGGUUUGUUUACCA
This is a messenger RNA of Morone saxatilis (striped sea-bass), 1885 nucleotides long. RefSeq names its product cell division cycle 20 homolog (gene cdc20). The transcript is spliced from 11 exons. Gene Ontology annotation, molecular function: ubiquitin ligase activator activity; protein binding; anaphase-promoting complex binding. Bases 88 to 1593 code for a protein of 501 amino acids. Gene Ontology annotation, cellular component: anaphase-promoting complex. The record is from RefSeq and is a predicted model, not a curated record. Gene Ontology annotation, biological process: positive regulation of anaphase-promoting complex-dependent catabolic process; positive regulation of ubiquitin protein ligase activity; anaphase-promoting complex-dependent catabolic process. Lineage: Eukaryota; Metazoa; Chordata; Actinopteri; Moronidae.